Messenger RNA from Aureobasidium pullulans EXF-150, 1292 nucleotides. Its product is annotated as NAD(P)-binding protein. The transcript has a single exon. Bases 174 to 965 code for a protein of 263 amino acids. The record is from RefSeq and is a predicted model, not a curated record. NCBI's taxonomy places the organism in Eukaryota, Fungi, Ascomycota, Dothideomycetes, Dothideales, Saccotheciaceae.
CAUGGACUUGGGCCUCGGACUCGAAGAUACGCAUGUGCUAGUCACCGGGGGUAACCGCCUCUUAUGUCUAUGCCAAUGAUCCUACAGCUAAAGCAUUCACAGGCGACGGCAUCAUAGGCAGCAUAAUAGUCUCUGCUUUCCUCUCCGCCGGCGCAAACGUAUCAUCUCUAGAUAUGACCCACCCACAAGAUAGCCAACCAUCUGUCGAAUCCCUCUCACCCGGAAAACUCCUAAACCUCCACGCUGACAUCACAUCUACUUCUUCCCUAACCACAGCUUGGGACUCUGCAACUUCUGCAUUCGGGACGGUAGAAUGUUGUAUAGCAGCAGCAGGACUAGACCUAAGCGUCCUCCCCCAAAGCGGAAUCACCGACAUGGAUCCCUCCACCUGGAACCGCAUCUUCACUACCAACAUCCACGGAACCUUUCUAACCACACAAUUCUGGCUCCGCGGUCUCCGCGACCAUAUUUCCUCCUCCACCUCUUCUUCUUCUUCUUCUUCUUCUGCAAACACAGAGAUCAAAAAUCCAGGAUUGAUCGUCAUAGGCUCAGAAGCAGGUCAUUUCGGAGUAGAGACACAAGCCGCGUACUCUGCGUCCAAAUCCGCUGUUCAGUAUGGUUUGCUCUCAUCCUUGCGUGUUGAAGUACCUAAAAUUCACGCGAGAGCAAGGAGUAAUGCUAUUGCGCCUGGUGCUGUAGACACGCCUCGGUUUCGGGAAGAAACUAAUGGGGCGGGGACGAGACGGUGGUGGAAAGAAUGUGAAGCCACCACUGGGCUUAAGAAACCGGUGGAUGUCGAGGCGGUGGCGAGAAGUGUGUUGUUUUUGGCUAGUGAGAGGUGGAGUGGAAACAUACAUGGACAGUGUUUGAAUGUAGAUUCGGGGAAACAGGGGGUGGUCGUUUGGGAAUACGAGGGUGAUGAUGGGGGAAAGGAGGAGGAGGAGAAGGUUUUGAUGGAUGGGUAGUGUUUUUGGCGGUAGAGAGGUGCUGUGGUGUGUUUGUGGAGUUGCAGGAUGGAGUUUCAGAGUCAUGGCUUUGUUCAUGCAGACUCUGAGCACUCAUCUGCUCUCUAUGGACGUCUAUUCAUCUCCGAAUAACUUGUUGCAUUCCUACCGUUACUUCCCUGACUCUACCGGCAGACAGAGACAUCAGGCAUUCAACAGCAGGGCGCACAUCGAGCUCAUAUAGAUAGACCAUCUCUAACAGCUGGUAGCGUCAACAACAAUCCCCCAUCAAAAUACAAGAAGUUUCAAGAUGUUGUCAGAUGGAAAAGAAAAGGGGAAGGAAAAGAA